This is a messenger RNA of Mercurialis annua (annual mercury), 1841 nucleotides long. RefSeq names its product jasmonate-induced oxygenase 2-like. The transcript has 3 exons. NCBI's taxonomy places the organism in Eukaryota, Viridiplantae, Streptophyta, Magnoliopsida, Malpighiales, Euphorbiaceae. The coding region runs from base 118 to 1206 and encodes 362 amino acids. The record is from RefSeq and is a predicted model, not a curated record.
AUAACAUAACAACCAUAUAUACUAUUUUUCUCUCCUUUCAUUUUCACAUAAUUUACACGUUCUUUACACUGCUACACUAAAAUUCAACUCUCUACACUGCCCACCACCGCCAUUAUUAUGAACUGCUUACAAAGCUGGCCUGAGCCUAUAGUUCGCGUCCAAUCUUUGUCCGACAGUGGAAUCACCCGAAUCCCGGAACGUUACGUCAAGCAACCGUCACUCCGACCGUUGAUCAGCAACAGUGCUGAGACUGAUCAGAUUAACAUUCCUGUCAUUGAUUUCCAGAAUGUUUUCUCCGACGACGAAGCUCUUCGUCGAGAGACUUUGCGGAGCAUCUCGUGUGCGUGCCGUGACUGGGGAUUCUUUCAGAUUGUUAACCACGGAGUGAGCUCUGAGCUUUUGGAGGGUGUUCGGGAGAUAUGGCGGGAGUUCUUUAAUUUGCCGUUGGAAAUGAAGCAGAAGUAUGCGAACUCGCCGGCGACUUAUGAAGGCUAUGGCAGCCGGUUGGGAGUGGAGAAGGGCGCCAGUCUUGAUUGGAGUGACUACUUUUUUCUUCAUUUUAUGCCAUUUUCGCUCAGGGAUCAUAACAAAUGGCCUGCUAUCCCAACUUCUUGCAGGGAAUUGGUAGCUGAAUAUGGAAGUGAAGUGGUGAAACUUGGUGGAAAAUUGAUGAGGGUAUUUUCGACAAAUCUAGGCCUAGAAGAGGACCAUUUACAAAAUGCUUUUGGUGGUGAUGAAAAUGUUGGUACAUGCUUGAGGGUUAACUUUUACCCUAAAUGCCCUCAACCUGAUCUUACUCUUGGCCUCUCUCCCCAUUCUGACCCUGGUGGUAUGACCAUUCUCCUCCCCGAUGAAAAUGUCGCCGGAUUACAAGUCCGUCGAGCCGGCGACAAUUGGGUUACCGUUAAACCUGUCCCUAAUGCCUUCAUAGUCAACAUUGGAGAUCAAAUUCAGGUUCUAAGCAACGCAAUUUACAAAAGUGUAGAGCACAGAGUAAUUGUGAAUUCAAAUAAAGAUAGAGUAUCACUUGCAUUUUUCUACAACCCUAAAAGUGAUCUGCUGAUUCAGCCAUGUAAUCAACUUGUGACUAAAGAAAGGCCAGCUCUCUAUGCACCAAAUACUUAUGAUCAGUAUAGACUUUAUAUUAGGACUAAGGGUCCUUGUGGAAAGCAACAAGUUGAUUCUCUAAAAUGUCUUAACCAAUGAUCUUAUAUAAGUAAUUAAAAUUAGAGUAAAUUAUUAUAAGGUCCUCUAUAUUUAUUAUAAUUCACAUUAUAAAAUCCCUCUACUGUGAAAAUCAAACGAUAUGGUCUCUUAUUUUUGUCUCCAUCAACAGUUUAGCCCCUCCCUCCAUAUUUGGUGUUAGUCAACCGAGGUAAAAGACUUUGGGAAAAUUAAUUUUCAAACAUGAGGGACGAAAUUGUUGGCAGAAAUAAAAGUAAAAAAAAAUCAUUGAGAAAAACGAAAGUAGAGAAUCAUAUAGUUUCGUUGACUCGGUUGGCUAACACCAAAAUAGACGGAAGGACUAAAUUGUAGAAACAAAAAUAAAAGAUCAUAUCGUUUGAUUUUCAAUUAGGAGGAAUUAAAGUGUGAAUUAUGACAAAUAUGGAGAUUUUAUAGUAAUUUGUUUUUAAAGUUAGUAUUUUUAGUUAAAUAAGGAAGCUAAUUAAGUCUUACAUUGGGAAGAAUUGUGUAUAUAUCAUUAAUAUGCAUAAUUUAGUAGAAAGAUUUUCUUUCCUAAUCGUAUUUAGAGUAGGAACGUUGUCAUUCGACCUGACAGUAUUCUGUAAUUUUCUUCUUAAGCAAUGUGUGAUCUAUUUAAUGAAAGUCUUACUUUUUAA